Messenger RNA from Saccostrea cuccullata (small rock oyster), 2784 nucleotides. Its product is annotated as interferon-induced helicase C domain-containing protein 1-like. The record is from RefSeq and is a predicted model, not a curated record. Gene Ontology annotation, molecular function: ATP binding; nucleic acid binding. The coding region runs from base 199 to 2595 and encodes 798 amino acids. NCBI's taxonomy places the organism in Eukaryota, Metazoa, Mollusca, Bivalvia, Ostreida, Ostreidae. The transcript has 11 exons. Gene Ontology annotation, cellular component: cytoplasm.
AGUAGUUAAUUCACACACACAGAAUAUAUUUUCAGAAAUCUAUAUAUGCAAUGAUAUGUGCAAGGGAGAUUUAAAUGCACUUCCGUCUUCGUCUUUCACUGCAAUCUAUUUUUAUCUCGUUUUUAGAAAACCACUCGGAAAAUUGGGUAAUUUUAUUUCACGGUAGUCAGGUACGCUAAGAAAUGUCAAAUCUGUAAAAUGGCGAGAAAGGGCUCGGACGCAGAUAUUGAUGAAAUGGAAGUGGACAAUGAAGACGAAUUAUUAUUAUUAUAUUCCCGUAAUUCGCCAGGAUCUUCUUCUUCAGAGACAGAGAAUACUUCUGUCAAAAGGAAGACAGAUGAAGAUGCUGAUGAAGUGGACGAUGACUCGUUAGGAAAGGAAUCAUUGAAUUUGGAUAAGUUAGUGUUGUCUGACGAGGAAGAAACGGAAGAGAAACAGGAAAGCCCAACACCCCGGGGCAUAAAUCUUCGCCCUUAUCAAGAGGAGCUAGCAGAAACAGCUAAACAGGGAAAGAAUACUAUUAUCUGCUCUGGAACAGGCACUGGCAAAACACGUGUAGCGUUUGCUAUCAUCAAAGACCAUCUAGAGAAACACCCUGAAGGGAAAGUAGUCAUAAUGGCUCCGACUGUACCCCUCGUGAAUCAACAUUAUCUGGCUCUGAGAGAAUUGUUGCCCCACCUAGAGGAAAAGACACAGAAAGUAACAGGUGAAAGCGAAAAGAGCGAGCAGCUCCACAUGUUUGUGGACGAUUUUCAGGUAUUUGUGUUAACACCCGCCGUCUUAGAAAACACCAUCUGUCCGGAGAAAGAUGAAGCCAUUUUGUCAAAAUUCACUUUGAUGAUAUUUGACGAAUGUCACCAUGCGUACAAAGGCUACAGUUACAAUAAAAUCAUGCUACACUAUCACAUGGGAAAAAGCAGAGGUUCUCAGAAACUUCCACAGAUUGUGGGAUUGACUGCAACAUUGGGCACAAACAAGGCAAACUCUGUUGAAAGUGCAAGAAAGCACAUCGUACAAGUCAUGGCUAAUUUGGACGUGUGUCAUUUGUCUACAAUCGUCAAAAAUAAAAACGACCCAUUUCUGCGUAGAGAGGGUGUUCAAACAGAAAAAGUCCAGUUAAAACAAGAUCUCGCAGCCGAUCCAAUACACAAAAGAGUUGAGAAAACUAUGGAACAAGUGGAGAGGGUCUUGGUAAAAGAAACUGACAAACUAGAUGUGGAAAAUGAAGAUGAAAAGGAGAUUUUAAAAACAAUGCUAAGGCGGCCUGACCCUAAAAGGAAAGGGGAAGUAAGCACUAGGAACUCUCCAUCCUAUGUACAAUGGUGCUGCCAUCUGCAGGAAAAAUCUGCACCAAUACUGAAAAGAAAACAAACAACUUCUCAAACUCUGCGGCUUGGUGGGGAAUACUUGAAGAUUUAUAGUGAGCUAUUGGAUGUCAAUGAUUGUUUGACUGGAGAAAUUGCCAUAGAGUUUCUGGAAAAACAGAUGGAAAAGAGACAAACCCAAAAAGCCAUAACAGAUCCCAUAGAGGGAAAAUUCGCAAAAUUAAUGACUGGGUUACACAAAGAACUGAGAAACACAAUAGCCAAAAACAAUUCAAAGACAGAGAAGAAUGUAGAAGUUCUGCUACAAACUAUGGCAGACUUUGUGAAGACAGAAGUUGCAGGUGGAGAACCCACACGAUUCAUUAUAUUUGUCAAAACUAUAGAAGUGGCUAACAGACUAAGUGACCUACUGAAGAAAGACAAUAAGGCUUACAAGUGUGCUAGCUUUACUGGGACAAGAGACACCAGUCAGACAGACCAACUUAUCAUCCUGGAUAAAUUCAAACGAGGUGAACUCCAGGGAAUAGUGGCUACCACAGUAGCGGAGGAGGGGAUAGAUGUUCCGGAGUGUAACCUGGUCAUCAACUAUAAUUACGUCGGCAAUGAAAUAUCCUCCAAACAAUCGAUGGGUCGAAUAAGAAAAGCUACUGGAAAAAGAAUCAUUCUGGCUAAAUUUAAAGAUAUUUUUCGAGAAGGAAUAAACAGUAAAAGGAUUGAAUACAUGGAGAACGCAGUUCAGAGAAUAAAAUCAGAAAAUAUCAAGAAAGAAAUAGAAGAGAUUCAAGAAGAAAUGAUAGCAGAGGAAGAGCUAAAAAAAUUAACAUCUUCUGAAAAAGAAAAAUCUAAAUCUAAUGAUGCACCUUCUUAUCGACUCAUUUGCAAAUGUGGAAAUUUUGAAAUAGAUUGCGAUGUCAUCAGAUGCAUAGAGCAAAACAAUUACGCUGCACUUGAUGUUUCACUUUGGGACCGAAUUAAAGAGAAACCAUUGACAAAGAAGCCUUUCAAUAAAGGAGACACAGUUAUGCAGUCACAGUGGUUUCAUGAAGGUUGUAAUCAAAUUUUAGGAACAGUCUUUAUGUACAAGAAAGUUCGCUUACCCUAUCUUUCCCAAAAGGCUUUCAAUUUCUACAGAGUAAGCAAUGAUAGUCCAAAUGAUCAUCGACCUCAAGGUGUUGGCAAGUGGAAAGAUUUACCAUUUUGUGUACCAGACCUAAAAACACCAGAAUUGCUGAAGUACCAAAAGGACUUAAUUGCUAAAGGAAAGAUGUAAAAUUUCUAAGACCUCAAACCUGACAUGUUUGAAAAGUGAAAGUGCUAUAUGUACUGGUACACUAUUUCAAUAUUCUAUUUUGUGUAGAUUUGUUAAAAAAUAGUUUUGUUCUUUAAACUUACAAUUACAAUAGGUGUUGUAGCUUAUUAACUGUUAUGUUAACUAGCCCCCUAUGUACCUUGAAAAUCU